AAUGAGCAAGGGAGCAUAUUGAUUCUGAAGCCUGAUGCUGUUAUUCGUGUUACAUUAAAUUGUCACAAAUGCCAUCAUCAAGCAUGUAACAUUUCAAACAAGCAUUGACGCCUGCUACUGUUUGCGUCACGUUCUGACCCCUUUAGCUAAACGCCACAUGUAAACCAACACUGCAGACCUCCCCCAUGGGCUGUCCGGUAGGGGUAACUCUAGCCAAAUUUACCCCCUCUUAGCAGCUUGUCUUGGGUUCCCCAUAGCGAGAUCCCUGGCUGCGAAUUACCAGCAGCAAACCGAUAGGUCCACAUACACCGCAUCACCCAAAUUAGAAAGCAGCAGGAAGGUAUGCACUCCCCCAGUAGUUACCUUCUGAAUCACACACACACGCGCGCUAGUUUGUUUGGUACAUUACAUAAGUAAUCACUACAAUACCCAGUGGGAAAAUGCUUGCGCAUACAAACCAAUAAAUAACACUUGGACAAAAACCCCUGUGUUCACCUGUGGUCGCCCUUGCAUUCCUGCACACAAAAGCAAAACAAACAGCACACAAACCAACCCACACAUGCUCCGAUGUGCCCUCCAAGAGGAGGUGGCAAAGACAGAACUCUGAAAAGAUAUUUUUAUUGGGGCAAUCCCUCAAGCACACAGCAUCCCUCCUUUUCUUCCGUCCCUCUUUGAGUCUCUCACUCCUUCCUCCCCUCCCUCCCUUUCCUCCUUGACUGUAUAAAUAAGUCCCAGCGUAAUGUGCGUGGACUCAGAGAAACUGCCUCCAAACCUGAAGACACAAACUGUGGGAUCACAGACAUCAAAGCGAGACAUCAACCACCAAUCAUAGUGAAACGCUCCAAUCAGCCCCUCAAAGGCAACCCUUUACACAACUGAGAGAAAGUCAGUGGGAACGGAAGAUUGAAUAGGCUCAGGUGAGAGGUCAUUAGUGGAAUGCCAGUGAAGUGAGCGGCUCCGGUUACACUUGUGAGGUAAAAGGGAAAGAACAGAUUAGUGCCGGAGCUAAAGAGGACAAGGCAGACAAGUGAUCCACAAAAAGAGUAGAUUCACCUUUGUGUAAACCUACUUCCUGGAGGUAGAGCAUCAGAUAAAGACAGAAAGAAGUUUCUAGGUAUCUGUGGUCCACCUCAACAUGUGGUUUUUGGCUGUGUUGUGGGCUUCCUGCCUGCUGAUGGGCACCCAUGCUCAAAGCAGCACUAGUUUUCGUCGGGCGAAUGCCGGCAAUGGUCGUUGCCAGUACACCUUCACGGUGGACAGCCCUACAGAAACCAGUUGUCCAUCACCAGGUUCAAGUCCCGAGAUGGAGGCCCUGAAAUCUCGCCUGGGGCUGCUAGAGGCGCUGGUGGCCCGCCUCGUAGGAGGGGACACCUUGUCAGAGUCAUCCCAGGGCUCUGGAUCUCAGUCAGGCCUCCAGGAUGCAUACAACCAGGUGAUGGGGGAGAAUGCCCAGCUCCAGAGAGAGAAGCAAAGUCUGGACAGACAGGUUCAGGACCUGCAGCAGAGGAUGGAAGAGCUCCGACAGGAGGCUGAGAGGUUGAGGAGCAGACCCUGCAUGCAACAACCUCCUCCAAGAGUGCCGCAAAAUGACAACAGCUUCAGACCAGGAUCAGGACCUGCACUCUCCCACCUGGUAUCAAGGCCUGUGAAUACACGAGGAGACAAAAGCAGUUUAAGAGAUUCUGCAUGGCAUUACAAGAAUCCUGGAUACCAGGAGCUGACGGCGGUAGUCACUGAGGUUUCUGCCCCAAAUCUGGAAGGUCCAACGGACAUCUCAGGCUGUGGUGAUCUGGUGUGGGUCCAGGAGCCUGAGGUGCACCGCAAGGCUGACAGCAUUGCUGGUAAAUACGGUGUCUGGAUGCAAGACCCAGAAGCUAAAGAACCUUAUGGUCCAGAGAUGGCUACAUUUAUGUCAUGGCGCAUUGAUGCUGUAGGGUCUGAAGUUCGUCAACUCUUCGGGUAUGAAAACAUGGACCAGCUGUCACGGGGCUUUCCCACUAAAGUCCUCCUCUUGCCAGAAUCUAUGGUGAGCACGGGUGCCACAAUGUACAGAGGCUCCUUGUACUACCAACGAAGGCUCAGCCGCACCCUUCUAAGAUACGAUCUACAAUCAGAGAGCAUUGCUGCCCGCCGUGAUCUUCCCCAUGCUGGCUUUCAUGGUCAGUUCCCCUACUCCUGGGGAGGCUACACAGACAUUGACCUGGCAGUAGAUGAGAAUGGUCUAUGGGCCAUAUACAGCACCAACAAAGCCAAGGGUGCUAUUAUGAUCUCCCAGCUGGACCCUCACAACCUGGAGGUGAAGGGCACCUGGGAGACUAAAAUCCGCAAGACAUCCGUGGCCAAUGCUUUUAUGAUCUGUGGCAAUCUGUAUACGGUAGCUAGUUACACCUCGCCAAACACCACCAUAAAUUACAUGUAUGACACUGCAACCAGCCUGGAUAAAACAAUCUCAGUGCCGUUCAAAAACCGCUAUCGCUACAACAGCAUGGUAGACUAUAACCCAGCACAGAGAAAGCUAUAUGCUUGGGAUAACUAUUACAUGGUAUCUUAUAAUGUGAGACUAGGCAAGCAGGAGUAAAGUGAAGACAUCAGCAUAAAUUUCCAUAUCACCUAGCUUAUAGACUCGUUUUGUAAUGUUUUAAUAUUAACAUCCAGAGGGACAGCUAUUGUUGGAUUUACUGGAAUUCAAAGACAAUCAUAGACAACUGGACAAGAAUCAACUAGAAGUAUGCUGAUGACAUUAAUAAUAGCGCCAGCAGUAGGUAUGUAUAUAUAUAAUGAAUACAGCAAAUAUAAAAAUUUCCUGAUAAUAUUCAAGCACAAUGACUUCUAUAUAAGCUGUUAUUUUUAAGACAACAGUUAAAGACAGUAAGCAUACCAGUGACUACAUUGUAUAGCUUCACAUUAAGAAAUCAUUUAUAUUUUUGCAUCCAUCCAUGAUAAAUAUGCUAAAUGCUAUAAAAUAUAUUCCUUUGACUAACAAAUUCCAAAAUAGAUAAUUUAUCUAAUCAUAUCAGGUUUUUAAUAAAUUGAGGCUACAUUUAUGUCCUCUGUGAUUUUGUCCACUUAACAUGUUAAUAGAGAAAUUAUUUUUCUACCUUUGUAAGUAACUUCUCUUCUUUUUUUUGUUUACGGCACUGAAUAAAUUCAAGGAAGGAGGAAAAUAUAAUGGCAUACAAUUCAUUACAGUAAGCCUGCCUCUUGAUUGAUACAUUGUACAGAGUUGUGUACAUGCUCUAACCCUUACGUAAUUAUGCUAUCGUAACUCUGUAUAAGUUAAAUAUUUUCCGUUUUCUCUUUUGAAUUUGCCUCGAGACUUGUGUGCAGCUUGAGAUGUUAAGAUUGGAAUCUUGUGGC
This is a messenger RNA of Sinocyclocheilus rhinocerous, 3357 nucleotides long. RefSeq names its product myocilin-like. Gene Ontology annotation, biological process: osteoblast differentiation; signal transduction. The record is from RefSeq and is a predicted model, not a curated record. The transcript has 5 exons. Lineage: Eukaryota; Metazoa; Chordata; Actinopteri; Cypriniformes; Cyprinidae. Gene Ontology annotation, cellular component: Golgi apparatus. Bases 1136 to 2578 code for a protein of 480 amino acids.